CUCUUCUCUUAUCUACUUGUAGUACGCGUUCUUUCCCCUCCACCGCGGCCAGAGACAGAGGAGGAGCAUCGAUCCAUGGCGCGCUUCUUCGGCCGCCUGUGGGACAGAGCUCAAGGCAAGCUGGAUGUUGUGAGGAUAUGUGAGAAGGUGUUCGACGAACUGGCCGUCCUCAACGCCGAGAAGAACGCCAAGCUCCUGGACGUCAAAAAUCUCCACGUCGCCACCCUCAUGGUUUACAACUCCAUCAACAAGCAGCUGGUGGGGCCUCACAAGGACCCUCCAUGCAUGCAGGUCGUCAAGGAGAAAGCGGAGGGCUUCCGCGACAAGGGGAUAACGCAGCAGGAGUUCCGGGAGCUGAUCAUGGAGUGGGUGAGGAUGGACCUCCGCCUCGUCCUCGCCAACAAGGCCGCGGUGGCCGUCCUGGCGGCGCCGCUGCUCGCCGUCACGGCCAAGAACGCCGGCAGGCAGGUGCCGAGGAUGAGGGACGCGGUUGACAAGGUGCCCACGCCGCUGCUCUUCGUCGUCUUCUCCGCCGGGCUCAUGCUCCUGCAGGACAUCCGGGCAGGCAAGCAGUGAACACCUUAAUUGGUCGCCGCUUUGCUUUUCUGAUGUAAAGACAGGCAAUGCGUGAUGUGCUUAAGAUGUUCACCUUUGUUGGAAAUGUGUAUCAUCGCAGGCACCUCGGUGUGAAAAUUUGUAGCCAAACAAAGUGGUAAAGGGCUGUACGUAUUGGCAUUCGAUCUUAAUAUGGUUAUUAUUUCUCGGCGGCUCCAC
Triticum dicoccoides is the source of this 774-nucleotide messenger RNA. RefSeq lists its product as uncharacterized. Lineage: Eukaryota; Viridiplantae; Streptophyta; Magnoliopsida; Poales; Poaceae. The record is from RefSeq and is a predicted model, not a curated record. The coding region runs from base 76 to 576 and encodes 166 amino acids. The transcript has 4 exons.